Messenger RNA from Scutellospora calospora, 7478 nucleotides. The record is from the annotation of a GenBank genome assembly. Lineage: Eukaryota; Fungi; Glomeromycota; Glomeromycetes; Diversisporales; Gigasporaceae.
GUUAUGCUGGUCGUUCCAAUUUACCUGACAACUUGAAGAAACUUUUCCGUAGCAUGGCUAUGACAAAGCCAGAUCGUGAAUUAAUCGCACAAGUUAUGUUGUAUUCUCAAGGUUUCAGAACUGCCGAAAUACUUGCUUCAAAGGUUGUCCCGUUAUUCAACCUUUGUGCUGAACAACUUUCUCCACAAGCACAUUAUGAUUUUGGUCUUAGAGCUCUUAAGAGUGUACUUGUUAGUGCUGGUAACUUGAAACGUGAACGUCUUCAAGUACUUAGAGAAAGCAAUUCAGACAAAUCAGAAUAUACUAGAAUUUCCGAACCUACACCUGAGCAAGAGAUCUUAAUUCAAAGUAUUCGUGAAACUAUUGUUCCAAAAUUAGUAGCUGAUGAUAUUCCUCUUUUAACCAGUUUGCUCGCAGAUGUUUUCCCUGGCGUCGAAUAUGCACCAGUAGAUCUUGAUAAGCUUACAGCUGAAAUUAGAAAUGUUUGUAAUGAAAAAAAUCUUCUUGACGGUGAAAUGUGGUUAGAAAAAGUUCUUCAACUUUAUCAAAUCCAACAUAUUCAUCACGGUCUUAUGAUGGUUGGACCAUCGGGUUCUGGUAAAUCAAUGGCAUGGAAAGUAUUACUUCAAGCUUUGGAGCGUGUUGAAGGCCAAGAAGGUGUUUCAUACGUUAUUGAUCCUAAAGCCGUGUCUAAAGAUGCACUUUAUGGUAAUUUAGACCAAACAACUCGUGAAUGGACAGAUGGCUUAUUCACUCAUAUUCUGCGUAAAAUUAUUGACAACGUUCGUGGUGAAAAACUCAAAAGACAUUGGAUUAUAUUCGAUGGAGACGUUGAUCCAGAAUGGGUUGAAAAUUUAAAUUCUGUAUUGGACGAUAAUCGAUUAUUAACUCUUCCUAACGGUGAACGUUUAAGUCUUCCGGGUAAUGUCCGUAUUAUGUUUGAAGUGGAAAAUCUAAAAUAUGCCACAUUGGCUACUGUCAGUCGUUGUGGUAUGGUGUGGUUCUCGUCGGAAGUGGUUACCCUUGACAUGAUUUAUUAUAAUUAUUUGAAAACUCUUAAAUCCGUUCCUUUGGACGAAAACGAAGAAGAAGGAUCUUCUACCCAUAGAGCUGAAGGUGGAGAAGAAACUGUCUCUCCACAUCUCAGUACACAAUGUGCUAUUGCUAAUAUCUUUAGUAAUCAUAUGACUGAAAAUGGAUUAGUAACAAAAACUCUUAAACAAGCAGAAAAAUUAGAACAUAUUAUGGACUUUACUUACAUGCGCGUGUUGAAUACAUUAUUUUCUUUAUUAAACAAAACAGUUCGUAACGUAAUUGAAUACAAUGUACAACACCCUGAUUUUCCAAUGACUGCGGAACAUUUAGAGAGUUAUGUUACAAAACGAUUAGUUCUUAGUGUUAUUUGGAGUUUCUCCGGAGACGCUAAGUUAGAUUACCGCGCUGAGCUGGGUGAUUUUGUUCGUGGAAUAACUACAGUCGAUUUGCCUCCUGCACAAGUGGGUUCAACUCUUAUUGAUUAUGAUGUUCAAAUCAAUAAUGGUGACUGGGUAUCAUGGACUGGCAAAGUUCCAACCAUUGAAAUUGAAACUCAUACCGUGUCAGAAGCUGAUGUGGUUGUUCCUACAGUUGAUACCGUUCGUCAUGAAGAAAUAUUAUACUCCUGGCUUUCAGAACACAAGCCUCUUUUAUUAUGUGGACCACCUGGAUCUGGAAAAACCAUGACAUUAUUUAGUGCCCUUAGAAAACUGCCGGAUAUGGAGGUUGUAGGUCUUAAUUUUUCUAGCGCCACCACCCCUGAGUUGAUUUUAAAAACUUUUGAUCAAUAUUGCGAAUAUCGUAAAACUCCAAAUGGUGUCAUUUUGUCACCUAUUGCCAUUGGUCGAUGGAUUGUAGUAUUCUGUGAUGAAAUUAAUCUUCCUGCAAGUGAUCAAUAUGGCACUCAACGCGUAAUUUCAUUUUUAAGACAAUUAAUUGAAUGUGGUGGUUAUUGGAGAACUUCAGAUAAAGCUUGGGUUAAAUUAGAACGUAUUCAAUUCGUCGGAGCUUGUAACCCUCCAACAGAUCCUGGUCGUGUACCAUUAACUCACAGAUACCUUCGUCAUGCUCCUUUAGUGAUGGUUGAUUAUCCUGGUGAAAUUUCCCUUAAUCAGAUUUAUGGGACAUUUGCUCGUGCCAUGUUAAAAGUUGUUCCUGCGCUUCGACCAUAUGCUGAACCGCUUACAGCUGCAAUGGUUGAGUUCUAUCUUAUGUCCCAAAAACAUUUUACCCCCGACAUUCAGGCACAUUAUAUUUAUUCUCCUCGUGAACUAACUAGAUGGAUGCGAGGUAUAUUCGAGGCAAUUAAACCUAUGGAAACUCUUUCUCUUGAAGGUUUAGUUCGUAUUUGGGCGCAUGAAGCUUUACGGUUAUUCCAGGACCGUCUUGUCACUGAGGAAGAGAGGAAAUGGACUGAUGAUAAUAUAGAUGCUACUGCUUUGAAACAUUUUCCAGGAUUGAACACAUCUGAAGCUUUGAGUCGUCCGAUUUUAUUCUCUAAUUGGUUAUCUAAACAUUAUAUCCCUGUUGAACGCGAAGAGUUACGUGACUACGUUAAAGCUCGUCUCAAAGUAUUUUAUGAAGAAGAAUUAGACGUACCACUGGUUUUGUUUAAUGAUGUUUUGGAUCACGUUCUUCGUAUUGAUCGUGUAUUUAGACAAAUGCAAGGACAUUUACUUUUAAUUGGUGUAAGUGGAUCUGGUAAAACCACUUUAUCUAGAUUUGUUGCUUGGAUGAAUGGAUUAAACGUCUUCCAAAUCAAGGCACAUAACAAAUACACAGGCGAUGAUUUUGAUGAAGAUUUAAGAACAGUUUUAAGAAGGGCUGGCUGUAAAGGAGAAAAAAUUUGUUUUAUAAUGGAUGAGUCAAAUGUGCUUGAUUCAGGUUUCUUAGAGCGUAUGAAUACGCUUCUUGCCAAUGCUGAAGUUCCUGGGUUAUUUGAAGGUGAUGAACAUAAUGCAUUAAUGACAAGUUGUAAAGAGGGUGCUCAGAGGGAGGGAUUGAUGUUAGAUUCUCCCGAAGAAUUAUAUAAAUGGUUCACGCAACAAGUAAUGAAAAACCUGCACGUUGUAUUUACUAUGAAUCCCCCAGAAGGUGGACUUGCUUCUCGUGCCGCAACAUCUCCUGCUCUCUUCAAUCGAUGUGUUUUAGAUUGGUUUGGUGAUUGGUCAGAUCAAGCCUUUUUCCAAGUGGGUAUGGAAUUUACCCAAAACUUGGACUUGGAUCUUCAGACUUAUUCCCCUCCUUCCAAAUUCCCUGUCGUGUAUCGAUUAUUACCUUCGCCGCCUGCACAUCGAUUUGCCAUCGUAAAUGCAUUUGUUUUUGUUCAUCAGUCUCUUUAUGAUAUUAAUACAAAAUUGAGCAAGCGUCAAGGUCGCUAUAAUUAUGUAACUCCACGCCAUUAUUUAGACUUUAUAAACCAUUAUGUACGUUUGUUCAAUGAGAAACGCGAAGAUCUUGAGGAACAACAACGUCAUUUAAACAUUGGGUUAGAGAAAUUAAAAGAUACUGUUAAGACAGUCGAUCAACUUCAGAAAGAAUUGGCUCUAAAGGAUAAAGAACUUAAAGCUAAGGAAAACGAGGCUAACGAUAAACUGAAAAAUAUGCUUGUUGAGCAAGGUGAAGUUGAAGAACGUAAAAAAGCAUCUGAAGAAAUGUCGCGUAUACUUGCAAUACAAACUCAAGAAAUUGAUGAACGUCGCAAGGUAGUAAUGGAAGACUUGGCAAACGCUGAACCAGCUGUUGAGGACGCUAAAAGGAGUGUAAGAGGCAUUACUAGACAACAUCUUACUGAAGUGCGUGCAAUGAACAAUCCUCCUGAAGCAGUGAAAAUGGCAAUGACUUCAGUUUGUAUUAUGCUUGGCCGCAGAGCUGAUAAAUGGCAAGAGGUGCAGGGUAUUAUCCGAAGUGAUGACUUUAUUAAUAGUAUUGUUCAAUAUAACACAGAUAGAAUGACUAAAAAUAUGAGAGAAAAAAUUAAAAAUGAAUUUCUUUCCAAACCUACCUAUAAUUUCGAACUUGUAAACAGAGCUAGCAAGGCAUGUGGCCCUUUGGUUAAAUGGGUAGCUGCUCAAGUCAGCUAUUCAGAUAUUUUAGACAGAGUCGGCCCGAUGCGUAAGGAAAUGGAGGAUUUGCAAGAAAAACAAAAGAAAACUCUACAAGAAGCUGAGGCUAUGCAAAUGAUGAUUGAAGAUUUAGAAAAGAAAUUAACAAAAUAUAAAGAGGAGUAUGCCAAAUUAAUUGCAGAUAAAGAGUCUAUUAAAACUAUAAUGAACUCGGUUAAAAGUAAAGUAGAAAGAAGUAUGACACUUCUUACUAGUUUAUCAUCUGAAAAGGAAAGAUGGGAAUCUGGUAGUCAAGCAUUUGAAACACAAAUGGGAACAAUUGUUGGUGAUGUGUUACUUUCGGCUGCAUUCCUGGCCUAUGGUGGAUACUUUGACCAGCAAUACCGUGAGAUAUUACUUCACAAAUGGACGAACCAUUUACUUGACGCCAAUAUUCAACUUAAGCAAGAACUUUCGUUAACAGAAUAUUUAUCAUCGGCUGAUGAUCGUCUUUCCUGGCAAGCAAAUUCUCUUCCGGCAGAUGACUUGUGCACGGAAAAUGCCAUCAUGCUCAAGAGGUUUAAUAGAUAUCCACUUAUAAUUGACCCAUCUGGCCAAGCUUCCUCAUUUUUGAUGAAUGAAUUUAAAAACAAAAAAAUUACUGUUACAAGUUUCUUAGAUGAUUCAUUUAUUAAGAACUUAGAAAGUGCUCUUCGGUUCGGUAAUCCAUUACUUAUUCAAGAUGUUGAACAUCUUGAUCCUAUUUUAAAUCCUGUUCUCAAUAAAGAAUUGCGCCGUACUGGUGGACGUGUUCUAAUAAGAUUAGGAGGGCAAGAUAUCGAUUUCUCACCAUCAUUUACACUUUUCCUAUCAACUCGUGAUCCCUCCGUCAAUUUUCCACCAGAUGUAUGCAGUAGAGUAACUUUUGUCAAUUUCACUGUGACUCGUAGUAGUUUACAGAGUCAAUGUCUCAAUCAAGUGCUCAAGGGCAAUAUUUUGGAUGAUACUAAGAUUCUGGAUACAUUGGAGAAAUUGAAACAAGAAGCUGCUGAAAUUACUCGCAAAGUUGAAGAGACUGACAAUAUCAUGCAAGAAGUUGAACGAGUUACAGCACAAUACACUCCAUUGGCUCAUGCCUGUAGUUCUGUCUUCUUUGUUAUGGAGCAAAUAAACUUGUUACAUCAUUUCUAUCAGUUCUCUCUUGAAUAUUUUUAUGAAAUAUUCCAAUACAUCCUUCAUAAAAAUCCAAACCUUGAUGAAGUUAAGGAGACUGAUAAAAGGUUGAACAUUAUCACUCGUGAUCUUUUUAAAGUGACUUUCAAACGAGUAUCACGAGCUUUGCUGCAUGAAGAUUAUGUUACAUUCGCAAUUUUGUUAUCUCAAAUUAAACUUCGUGGAUCUCCAGAUCAAGUUGAUGAAGCCGAAUAUGAUUUCUUAUUAAGUGGCGGUGAUAUUGUACCUGGAUCAAAAGUCUCUUCACGUGAACUUGGAUUACCCGAAAAAAUUUUUGAUGUUGAUCAACUUUGUAAAAUAAAAGAGUUCAUGACUCUUCCAUGUUUCUCGAGACUUAACAGAAAUAUUGAUGAGAAUAUAGAUGACUGGGUGCACUUUAUGAACCAUGAUGAAGCAGAGAAAUGUAUACCCGAAUGCUGGGAUGAUUCAUUACCUCAAACUGUCAUACAAUUACGUAAAAUAUUAAUUAUAAAAUGUUUCCGCCCUGAUCGACUUAUUCCUGCCGUGGCUGAAUUCGUAUCUAUCUCAUUCGAGCCAGGUUUUGCCACUCAAACUGAGCUGGACUUUAAGUUAUUAGUAUUAAACGAAAUCCAGCCUGCUACACCCAUUUCAUUAUGUUCUGUUCCUGGUUACGAUGCAAGUUAUCGUGUAGAUAAUCUUGUAUCUGAAGUUGGAGUUAAAUGCACAUCUGUUGCCAUGGGAUCACAGGAAGGUUUCACCUUGGCCGAUCAAGCUAUUGCAGCUUCGGUUAAGAAUGGAAAUUGGGUCUUAUUGAAAAACGUUCACUUAUCCACAUCAUGGCUAGGUCAACUUGAAAAGAAGUUGCAUAGUAUGAAAGCACAUAGAAACUUCAGGCUUUUCCUCACUAUGGAGACAAAUCCUAAGGUACCAGUCAAUUUAUUGCGCUUAUCUCGUGUACUUAUGUUCGAGCCCCUACCAGGUAUCAAGGCAAACCUUCAAGACUCUCUUAAGAGUAUCCCACAAUCACGCUUCUCAAAAGGUCCAAAGGAGCGUGCCCGCCUUUAUUUCAUGCUUGCUUGGUUACAUGCUAUCGUGCAGGAACGUCUUCGUUACGCUCCUCUCGGAUGGACCAAGGUUUACGAGUUUAAUGAUUCAGAUCAAGACUUUGCAAUAAACACCAUUGAUGCUUGGUUGAAUUCAGUUGCUCAAGGCAGAGAAAAUAUUUCUCCGGAUAAAAUUCCAUGGGAAGCACUUCGCACAUUGAUCUGUGUUGCCGGUUAUGGCGGCCGUAUUGAUAAUGAAUUUGACAAGCGUCUUCUAGAGUGUUUCGUAAAUGGUUUAUUCGCUCCUGGUGCUUAUGAGUUUGAAUUCCCGCUAGUUGAUUCAGAAGAUUCGCACAAACUAACUAUUCCUGAUGGAACGAAAAUGGAAGAUUUUGUAAAGUGGGUUGAUGAUCUCCCAGAACGAGAACCACCGAUAUGGUUAGGAUUACCAAGCAACGCAGAAAGAGUUUUAGCUAAAAGCAAGGGUUAUGCAAUGCUUGUGAAAAUUAGAAAAAUGAAAAAUACCUCUGAUGAUGAAGAAGUCGAAUUUUCUAAAGAGUCAGAUUCUCAGACCUCUUCCCAACCAGCUUGGAUGCGUGCAUUACAUACAACUUCUGAGGGAUGGUUAGGCGUACUCCCAGAAAAAAUUCCAGUGAUGAACCGUACAUCCGAAAGUAUCAAAAAUCCAUUAUUCAGAUUUUUCGAUCGUGAAAACUCUAUCGGUCGUAGUCUUCUCAAGAAAAUUCGUCAAGAUCUUGAGGACGUCGUUAAAGUUUGUAAAGUAUGGAUUGGUGGUCUAUUCAUGCCUGAGGCAUUUAUCACAGCAACACGUCAAGCAGUAGCACAAAAACAUAAAUGGUCAUUGGAACAAUUGAUAUUAGAAAUCUCUCUUAAUAAAAGUGGAGAUCCUGAUUCUUUCGCAUUAACUGGACUUAAAUUAGAAGGUGCUGUGUGGGAUGAAAAUCAAGUUAGUCUCUGCGCGAAUCCAACAACCAAAUUAGAUACUUCUCAAAUCAGAUGGGUUCUAAAAGCUAAAGCUACUCCGGUUACUGAAACAACUAUAAACCUUCCAGUUUAUCUUAACGAAGACCGUUCUGAUUUGCUCUUUAUUAUAAAUACCGAGGCAAAGGCUUCUGAUAAAGUUAAAAUUGCACAACGUGCA